AUGUACAAGGUCACAGCAGAAGACAUCUCACUCGACGUGACCAAGGAGCAGGUCAAGCAGUUCUUUGCCUUCUGCGGCCGCAUCGAGGAUAUUGAAAUCACAAAGGGCGCCAACCACCAAACUGCCAUUGUCACGUUCGAGCGUGCCAGUGCCGCCAAGACUGCACUGCUCCUCCAGCAUGCCCAGCUCGGCCUGAACCAGAUCAAAGUCUCAACAGAUGACCACAACCUGGACGACAGGGACUUGGCCGCACACGAGGAAGGCAGUGAUGUUCCCCAGGAGCACAAGCCCCGUACAGCCAUCCUUGCUGAAGUUCUCUCGCACGGCUAUGUCCUCGGUGACACGGCCAUUCAAAAGUCCAUCGACUUUGAUAAACAAAAUGGCAUUUCAGCAACCUUCAAGACGUACCUGUCGUCACUCCAGGAGAAGGCCUCGCAGCUUGACUCGCAAUUCAAGGUCACUGAUAAGGCAAAGCAGGUCGAUGACAAGUUUGGCAUCACCGACAAGACGAAAUCGCAAGCAACGGGCAUUCAAGCGACGUUGCAGCGAUACUUUGAUUCACUCACACAACACCCUGUUGCUGCAAAAGUACUCUCUUUCUACUCUGAGGGUGUGUCGUCUGCACAGGAUAUCCACAAUGAAGCCAGGCGAUUGGCAAAUUUGAGGCAAGGCAAUGAGGAAGGCAGUGGUGUCGCUGCCAAAGCUGGUGAGGUGAUUCACGAGUCUAGAGAGAAGGCCGCUGAUGCAGCUGCUGCCCAUGUCCCUGAGGAGAAGGUGCCUAAACUCGGCUCGACUGCCUAG
Molecule: messenger RNA, 801 nt
Organism: Protomyces lactucae-debilis
Lineage: Eukaryota; Fungi; Ascomycota; Taphrinomycetes; Taphrinales; Protomycetaceae
Exons: 2
Coding region: 1-801 (266 amino acids)
Molecular function (GO): RNA binding
Source: RefSeq, a predicted model, not a curated record